This is a messenger RNA of Nematostella vectensis (starlet sea anemone), 4468 nucleotides long. RefSeq lists its product as uncharacterized. The transcript has 4 exons. Gene Ontology annotation, molecular function: protein binding. The record is from RefSeq and is a predicted model, not a curated record. The coding region runs from base 227 to 3154 and encodes 975 amino acids. Lineage: Eukaryota; Metazoa; Cnidaria; Anthozoa; Actiniaria; Edwardsiidae.
UGAAAAAGAGACGUUCUUUAAAUAAGAAAGGCCGGGAUUGCUAUGGUCGGGUAGCAUUGUCUCGUUCUUUCAUAUAUACAUCUACUAUAUGUGUGUUUUAUGGGCCUAAUUCCUGUCUACAGAGAAACAAUGGAAUACUGAGUUGGGGAGACUUUAGAGUUUGAGAUGUAGCAUUUUUAUAAAAUUUCAAACGAAGAAGUGAAAAGUUAGAAGAGGCCAGCGAAAUAUGUUAUUUAAAAUUAAUUACCAUUGCACCGCUACGGGCAAAAGAGGAAAAGCAAGACUGGAAAUACCAUUCAAUGCUUCAACAACUGUACAGGACUUAAAGCUAGAGAUACAAAGGAGCCUCCAUGCUCCAGUGUGCGACCAGAGAAUUUCCUACCAAGGCCAAUCACUCACAAAAAAUUCUCUUCGGCUAUCUGAACUUUACUUACGAGAAAAUGAUGAAUUUUACUUGGAAUUCCUGGCUGAAGCAGAGAUCGAAAAACUUGACAUGGACAUCAAUGAGAUCAAAAGUUUUUAUUCACAAAUUUCACAUCUUUUAACUCCAGAAAUGGAAAACUGCAGCUUAGAAAAACUGGAAAUGUCUAUUUUCCCAAAUAUUGAGGUUGUGAAAGUGGCUCUCGGGAGAAUAGCAUAUCAGUAUUUCACCCCAUGGAAGCAGGGGCGGGCUUUGUCACAUCGGCACUACUUUGUACAAGAGGGAGGAUUUGAUGCUUUUCUUGGAAUUUUUCGUUUUUCACAGAAAAGAUUUGGUAUUCCGAAACGAUUGAUGGACAACCCUGAUGUGAGUAAUAAUCUGCCACAUCUCAGUGGCUUCUACAGAGAUCUUGAUGGAGAUGAUGGCAAUGAUGAUGAUGAUGAUGAUGAUGAAGAACAAGAUGAUGAACAUGGGUUCAUGUUUGGCCUUGACCCAGAGCUCUUGAUUCUCCAACAGUUGACUCUACAAGCAAGCUGUUUGGGACUUCUUUGGAAUUUCACUGAGACAGCAGCCGACCGACAGUUGGGCUUCCAGAAGGGUUGCCUUACUCUUGCUAUAGAGUCCCUAAUGGUUGACCCCCCAACUAAUGACCUUUAUCCAAGUAGUAUGGAGUACUUUUGGCAGAGGGUCAGCAUUAAUGAGGAAGCUAUUGGGUGUGUCGCAGGAUUUGUGGAGCACAACAGCGAAUCACAGCGAUUAGUGUCGGGUAACAAGCCUCUAGUAAGGAAAAUCCUAGACAUGCUGAUUGUUGGCGAAUACUAUGGGAUAUUUUACCGUCAGUUGGCCAUCAACCUUUUGUUCUAUUGUUCCUUUGAUUCCUUGGCCUUGGAGAUGCUUGUUGAGCAGAACGUCCACCUUAAUGUCAUGCAGUUCCUGAAGAAACAGCUUGAGGAUGACACUAAGGACAUUGUAUUCAGGUACUACAGCAGCCUGUUUCUCGCCAGGGUCCGCACGGCACAGCGGUUCACCCUCAGUCCUCGUAUCUGCGCAUACAUUGACAAUGUCCUCAUAGAAGGCUUACUAUCUGCGCAUCAGCCUUAUGAGAUAGCAGAGUGGGAGGAAGAUCACAGCUAUGUGUGGAUCACGCUUAAAGCGCUCGUUCAUCUUGCAUUCGCCGGAGGUCGGAAAGGCUACAUGGAGGUGACAGAGUGUGAAGUGGAUCAGCAAAGUGUCCCGACACCGCUUGUUGAAAAUGUUUUAUUUCAACUCGGGCUGGAGGCAUAUGAUGAUUUGGUUAAUGAUGAUAAUGGACAAGAUUUUGAUGCUGACAGUGCUAGUGAUGUCAGUAUUGAAGAUAUAAUUUAUGGUGACGAUGAUAAUGGUGGCGAUGAUAAUGAUAACUAUGAUAAUGAUGACGAUUAUGAUGGUGACAAUUAUAAUGAUGAAAAUGAUGAUUAUGAUCACAACGAUGUUGAGAUGGCAGAUCACAUGGAUCAUAGUGAAGCAAGAGUCUCCAUCGUCGAUAAAAAGCAAGGUCAAAUAGAUGAAAGGAAUUGUGCCAGAAACCAAGAUGUACCAGAUGUCAACCAAGAUCCAGUCACAUUUUCGGCGUCAUUGACGACGCAGGGGCCAGAAGCAGUGAAUUUUGAAUCUAGCCCACGCGAUAUUUCCUGUGAGACUCCAGGAAACCACGUGAGGCCGGCCCUUAUUGGGAACAGUGGACUAAGUAAAGCUGGUCCUUCGAAUUGCUCUUGUGAUAUGAAUGCAUCGCCAAGUGCGUUAUCAGCAAGUUCAUUACCAGCAAGUGCGUCUUCUGCUAUUGCCUCCUCAGCAAGUGCGUCAUCAGCUAGUAUGUCAUCAUCAAGUUCGUUAUCAGCAAGUGCGUCGUCAAAUAUUGCGUCAUCAGAUAUUGCAUCAUCAGCAAAUGCGUCAUCUGCUAAAACGUCAUCAGCAAGUGCGUCGUCGAAUAUUGCGUCAUCAGCAAGUGCGUCAUCAGCUAGUAUGUCAUCAGCAAGUUCGUUAUCAGCAAGUGCGUCGUCAAAUAUUGCGUCAUCAGAUAUUGCAUCAUCGGCAAAUGCGUCAUCUGCUAAAACGUCAUCAGCAAGUGCGUCGUCGAAUAUUGCGUCAUCAGCAAGUGCGUCAUCCGAUGUUGCGUCAUCCGCUAUUGCGUCAUCAGCAAGUGCGUCAUUAACAAGUGCACCAUUUGCCAUUGCGUCAUCAAGUGGACCAACACCUGACGUUGAUAUGGAACUAGAAAACGAUCUAGACGUUCUUCCUGAACAAAAACCUGAACACAACAACGACGACGAUGCGUAUAAGAACCAGAGAGAGCGCUUCGAAUCAUGUCAAAACUACACCAAAGAAGCCGAGAACUUGUUGAAGGUCUACCCUUUCGUGCCACCACUACCUGAUAACCACGACAUCCUGAGCCUGGUCAAACAAGCGCAGGGGAACAAGCGGAUGAUGUGGCCUGGAUCAAGUGCUGUCCAGAAACUUGGGGUGUUCUCAUUGCGGCACUUGCUGUUCUCAAGCGGCAACAGGGAUUUGGUGUUACAGGAGAAGCUGCUCGACUACUUGGUCUGCCUGAAGUGGCAGAUGGAAGGAGAUGCGAGGAGCAUGUUGACUAAUGAGCUGACGACCAAGUUUCAUGCUGUGCAGCCGCCCUCGUUACGAGUAAUGUCCAAAGCUGUCCUGGCGCAGAUUUACGGGUUUGACGCGGUGAACAGAUUCUAGACGCGAUCUAAUGCAGGGCAUGCUUGUCACGUCGCCCACGCCUCGACAACCGCGGGUCAAGUCUCGUCAAGUGCGGGUCGAGUCCCGUCAAGUGAGGGGCAAGUCUCGUCAAGUGCGGGUCAAGUCUCGUCAAGUGCGGGUCAAGUCUCGUCAAGUGCGGGUGGAGUCCCGUCAAGUGCGGGUGGAGUCCCGUCAAGUGCGGGUCGAGUCCCGUCAAGUGCGGGUCAAGUCUUGACAACCGCGGGUCGAGUCCCGUCAAGUGCGGGUCGAGUCCCGUUUGUCCAGCCAUCUGCGGGCCAAGACCCACUUAGCCAAGGUCCAUUAACACCCUCGCCUUUGUCGCUUCUAAAAACACUCAUACAGCUGCCUCACUUGUGUAUUCGGAAUGUUACAACUAGAAAGACUACAGAUUUGUAGUCAUAGAAAGGCUAGGUUGUCGGCGUAGGUGUGGUGAAAUCAGGGCAAUGCUUUUUGCACGGGUACUAGGGUACUUUGUCGAUGAAUUCUGAAUAAAAUAAACAGAAAUUUGUCCCAAAACUUGGAUGAGAGGUAAAUCCGAACUUAGUUUCGGGGAGAGUUUGGUCAUAUCCCAAAUUCGGGAUAUCCCCAGGCGAAGACACAUAGCAGCGUUUGAUUCAAAACUCCAAAAUCAAAAUUGCUUUUGCUUAAUUGUGAGGCAGGAGACAUACAUUGUUUACUUAGUACAGUAUUCAUUAUAAUCUUGGGAUAAAUGUUUGUUUUUUUCAGAAUUCGUUGACAAAAUACCCUAACGGUGUUUUACUUGACCAUCAUAAUUUUGACGUCGAGGCGAAAGCUGCAACUUUAAAUGACAAUUUACAAAACGUCGCAUUUCAUAUUCCAUAUUUUUCAUAUUUCAUACGAGCCUAACAUUUUUCCGUCAACCACUCCAACUUUGUGUUGAAAAUGGUAGCAUCGCUAUACAUACUUACAUAUGCUCGAAUUAUUUGCCAGCAUUAAAAGGCGCGUUUACUUUAAAUGGAAAUUUUAGUUUUUUAGAGGUAAGGAUCGGUUCAUAAUAUUUAGGGUGGGUGGUUGGGGGGGAGGGGGUUCGUAAAAUAUCUACAGGCUGACAUUCUAGGAUAGUUUAGUUGGUGGUUAUGUUGCUAGGAAAUCGUUGCCCUUUGGUACUAUUUGUUUUAAGGAAAAGUUAACAAUGAAUGAAACACCCUCAGGACACCCUCGGGACCAAAAAACGUGUCAGUGCAUCUAUAGAGUAUGCUAUAUAGAGUAUGUUAUAUCUAUAGAGUAUGAUUGAAGAAUUAAAAAUUGAGACAUUGGAAGGUGUCCGUUUUA